Messenger RNA from Trypanosoma theileri, 1485 nucleotides. RefSeq names its product putative succinyl-coA:3-ketoacid-coenzyme A transferase,mitochondrial precursor. Gene Ontology annotation, molecular function: succinyl-CoA:3-oxo-acid CoA-transferase activity. The record is from RefSeq and is a predicted model, not a curated record. The transcript has a single exon. Gene Ontology annotation, biological process: ketone body catabolic process. NCBI's taxonomy places the organism in Eukaryota, Euglenozoa, Kinetoplastea, Trypanosomatida, Trypanosomatidae. Bases 1 to 1485 code for a protein of 494 amino acids.
AUGAUGCGCCGUACUUUUUUCACUCUGGCAGGCCUAGACAAGGUUAUGUCUCUUUCCAAGGCUGUGGACGAUAUUAAGAGUGGAGCCAGUCUCGCUGUUGGUGGCUUUGGCACCUCCGGCAUGCCGCACGCCGUACUGAAGGAGAUCAAGGCCCGCGGUGUGCGUGAUCUCAGCAUUUACAGUGAUGGUGCGGGUGUGGACGGCUACGGUAUUGGUGUUCUCUUCGAGGACAAGCAGAUCCGCAAGAUGAUUGUCAGUUACGUCGGUAACAACAAGAUCUUCACCAAGCAGUACUUGGCGGGUGAUGUGGAACUCGAGUUCUGCCCGCAGGGUUCUCUCGCCGAGCGUAUGCGGGCCGGCGGUGCGGGCAUUCCCGCCUUUUACACCGCCACCGGCUUCGGCACACUCGCGCAGACGGGCGGUCAAAUCACAAAGUACAACGCCGAUGGCUCCGCCGCCAGUGAAUCGCAGCCAAAGGAGACACGAUUGAUUGAUGGUCGCUGGUAUGUGCUCGAGCGGGCCAUUCGCACCGAGUUCUCACUUGUGAAGGCGUGGAAGGCAGACCGCAGCGGAAAUCUCGUCUUCCGCGGAACUGCACGGAACUUCAAUGUUCCCGUUGGACAGUGCGGUCGCGUUGUGAUUGCAGAGGCGGAGAAUCUUGUGGAGAAUGGCGAACUCGACCCGAAUGAGGUGCAUCUCCCAAGCGUCUACGUGGAUCGUGUGGUGGUGCCAGAGCGCUACCAGACACUUAUUGAGAAGCGCACCAUCACUCCAAAGGGCGGUGUGGCGAAGAUUGCGGCCGCCACAACACCGGAAGAACAGGCACGUCAACGUAUUGCUCGCCGCGCGGCACUUGAGUUUGCGGAUGGCAUGUAUGUGAAUCUUGGUAUUGGUAUCCCAACCGAGUCGGCGAACUACAUCCCACAGGGUGUGAAUGUCGUCCUGCAGUCGGAGAAUGGACUUAUUGGUAUGGGUCCAUUCCCAGAGGAGGAUAAGGUGGAUGCGGACUGGAUUAACGCCGGCAAGCAGACCAUCUCGUAUCUCCCGGGUGCUGCGCUCUUCGACAGCGCCACCUCAUUCGCUAUGAUCCGCGGUGGACACAUGAACAUCACCAUGUUGGGCGCCCUUGAGGUUGGCGCCAAUGGCGAUCUCGCCAACUUUAUGAUUCCCGGCAAACUGGUGAAGGGCCCUGGUGGGGCGAUGGAUCUCGUCUCCAGCGGCACACGUGUGGUCGUCACUACAAUGCACUGCAAUAAGAAGGGUACAUCGAAGAUUGUCGAACGCUGUCAACUCCCCGUAACCGGCAAGGGUUGUGUCAAUCGCAUUAUCACUGAACACGCCGUGUUUGAUGUGGAGAAGGGACAACUGGUGCUGAAGGAAGUGGCAGAGGGCACAACAGUCGAGCAGGUGCGCAAGAUGACGGCCGCCAGCUUCAUUGCCGGUGAUGUGAAGACAAUGCCAUUGGCUCCACUUCCGGAAGCUUGA